UGAGUGUGGAAAGGGUUUUGGUGCUUCAUCCAGUCUCCAGAGACACCAGCGAGUUCACACUGGGGAGAGGCCAUUCAUCUGCUCCAUGUGUGGAAAGGAAUUUACUGUUUCAUCCAACCUGCGGAGACACCAGCGAUUACAUGACAGGGAAAAGCUGUUCACCUGCUCUGAGUGUGGGAGGGGAUUCAAUUAUUCAUCUAGCUUGCGGAAGCACCAGCGAGUUCAUACUGGGGAGAGGCCAUUCAACUGCUCUGAGUGUGGGAAGAGAUUCACUGAUUCGUCAAGCUUGUGCAAACACCAACAAAUUCACUCGGAGGAGAGGCCAUUGACCUGUUCUGAGUGUGGGAAGGGAUUUGCUCACUUAUCCCAUCUGCUGACUCACCAGCGCGUUCACACUGGGGAGAGGCCAUUCAUCUGCUCCAUAUGUGGGAAGGGAUUCACUCAGUCAUCCCACCUGCUGACACACCAGCGUGUUCACACUGGGGAGAGGCCUUUCAUCUGCUCCAUGUGUGGGAAGGGAUUCACUCAGUUGUCAAGCCUGUUGCGACACCAGAUGGCUCACACUGGAGAGAAGCCAUUCCCCUGUUCCAUGUGUGGCAAGGAAUUUACUCGAUCGACCAGUCUGCUGAGGCACCAGCGAGUUCACACUGGAGAGAGGCCGUUCACCUGCACCACGUGUGGGAAAGGAUUCACUGAGUCAUCAAGUUUGUUGAUACACCAACGUGUUCACACUGGAGAGAGGCCGUUCACCUGCUCAGAGUGCGGGAGGGGAUUCAUUGAUUCAUCCAGCCUGCGGAAACACAGGCAUGCUCAUACUGGAGAGAGGCCAUUCAUUUGUUUUGUGUGUGGGAAGGGCUUCAGUGAGUCAUCCACAUUGCUCCGACACCGCUUCAAACAUAUUGGAGCGAAACCAUGGAAAUGUGCAGACUGUGGGAAGGGAUUCAGUUCUCCGUCCCAGCUGGAAGCUCAUCGGCGCAGUCACACUGGAGAGAGGCCGUUUACAUGUUCCGAGUGUGGAAGGGGAUUCACACUGUCAUCCAGCCUUCAGUUACACCGGCGGGUUCACACCGAUGAGAGGCCUUUUAAAUGCUUUGACUGUGGGAACUGCUUUAAAAUCUCACCAGAUUUAAUUAAACAUCAGCUUGUUCACAGUGAUGAGAGACCGUUUGGUUGCUCUCGCUGUGAGAAGAGAUUCAGACAAUCAUCUCACCUCAUUCAACACCAAAGAGUUCACACUGGGGAGAGGCCAUACAUCUGCUCCAUGUGUGGGAAGGGCUUCACUUCGUCGUCCAACCUGGUAACACACCAACGGGUUCACACAGGGGAGAAGGUGUUCAUUUGCUCCGAGUGUGGUAAGGGGUUUUCUCAGUCAUCCAAUCUGCGGUCCCACCAGCGGGUUCACACUGGGGAGAGGCCAUUCAUCUGCUCUGUGUGUGGGAGGAGAUUUGCUCGUUCAGCUCACUUGCUGACACACCAGCGAGUUCACAAUUGACUACUAGGAUUGGUAUCUGCUGUGAAUCACAACCCUUUUGUGUUUCAGUUGUAGUGAAUAAUUUGCAUAACUGGGCUGGUGUACAGUGUUCUGGACUUCGGGCAAGUCAGUCAGUUUUGCUGGAAACAAGACAGUGUGUUGUCGAAAAUGAGAGAGAGGAACAGGAGUGGACCAUACCAUUCUGCCAUUCAGUAUAAUCCUGGUUAAUCAUCAGACCUUUUUUGCCUGUUCCUAUAUCCCUCAAUUUCCUGGCAAACCAAUACUCUGUUUACCUUAGUUAUAAAUGUAUUCAGUGAUGGAACGAGAAGAAGGAAAUGAACACUUACCUGACGAGGAGGCCCUAUGGCCCAUCAUGUCUGUGCCAGCCCAAUCUCACUUUCCAGCUCCUGCUCUGUGACCUUACACAGGUCAAGUGUAAAUCCAGCACUUUUCAAAUGUGAGGAAACUUUCUGCUUCUCCUGCCCAAUCAGGCAGUGAUUGGGCAUACAAGUCCCUACAUAGUGAAAACAUUUCUCAAAUCUCUUCUAGCCCAAUUAUGUUAAAUUCGCCAUCUAUUAGUUGUUGAUCUCUCUGCUCAAGAAGGAUGAAUGGACAGGAAAAACUGAUGUCAGGCCCUAUUGGUUGUAUUCACCUCAAUUAAAUCUCCCCAGAGUCUUCUCAGUCCAAAUUAAAGAGCUGAACCCAUCAUUCUCCUCAAACUCUGUAGUACUGGCAAACUUCUUAAUAACACUCCACUGACCACUUUCCUGUGAUCACAUUAUAACUGGAACAUGGUGAUUGGAACUGGAUGCUGUCAUUUAAUAUGGUCUGAAGAUGGCUAUGACUGAAUAGAAUCAUUAGGAUCCCAACAGUGUGGAAGUAGGCCGUUCACUCCAUCAAGGCCCACACUGAUCCUCUGAAGAGCAUCCCACCCAGAC
This is a messenger RNA of Chiloscyllium plagiosum (whitespotted bambooshark), 2409 nucleotides long. NCBI's taxonomy places the organism in Eukaryota, Metazoa, Chordata, Chondrichthyes, Orectolobiformes, Hemiscylliidae. The record is from RefSeq and is a predicted model, not a curated record.